Molecule: messenger RNA, 734 nt
Organism: Melozone crissalis (California towhee)
Lineage: Eukaryota; Metazoa; Chordata; Aves; Passeriformes; Passerellidae
Gene: TESC
Product: tescalcin
Exons: 8
Coding region: 61-705 (214 amino acids)
Molecular function (GO): calcium ion binding
Source: RefSeq, a predicted model, not a curated record
CUUAAAAGCGGCGGCGGCUCCGGUGCAGCGCCCGCGGCGGCGCUCCCGGCACGGCCCGGGAUGGGCUCCGCGCACUCCGUGCCCGCCGAGAUGCGGGAGCUGGCGGACAGGACGGGCUUCACCUCGGAGCAGAUCGAGCACCUGCACCGGCGCUUCAAGCAGCUGAGCCAGGACCAGCUGACCAUCCGCAAGGAGAACUUUGACAGCAUCCCCGACCUGGAGUUCAACCCCAUCCGAGGGAAAAUCGUCCACGCCUUUUUUGACAAGCGGAACCUGCGGCAGGAGUCGGACGGGCUGGCGGAGGAGAUCAACUUCGAGGACUUCCUGACCAUCAUGUCCUACUUCAGACCCAUCGAGAUGAACAUGGACGAGGAGCAGCUCGACCGCUUCCGCAAGGAGAAGCUGAAAUUCCUGUUCCACAUGUACGACUCGGACCACGACGGGAAGAUCACGCUGCAGGAGUACAGAAAUGUGGUGGAGGAGCUGCUGUCGGGGAACCCCCACCUGGAGAAGGAGUCGGCUCGGUCCAUCGCCGACGGGGCCAUGAUGGAGGCAGCCAGCAUCUGUGUGGGACAAAUGGGCCCGGACCAGGUGUACGAGGGCAUCACCUUCGAGGACUUCCUGAAGAUGUGGCAGGGCAUCGACAUCGAGACCAAGAUGCACGUCCGCUUCCUCAAUGUGGACACCAUCGCCCACUGCUACUGAGAGGGGAGCAGGAGGAGGAGGAAGAAGAG